AUGACCGAUGAAAAGCGAGAGAAAAAACGUAGAAAAGAUAGAGAGAGAUCCAAAAAAUUGAAGGAAGAAGGACGUAUAAAAAGUAUAAAAGAUCUUGAUAAAAGAGAACAGAGAAAUAUAAGAAAAAAAUGGAAAGUGGCUAGUCUAGAGUACCGAAAAAUAAAAAGUCAGAAAGGUCGUAAAAAGGUAAAACAUGACAGAGCUGAAUGUUAUCGAAAAUUAAGAAAGUCACAAAAGAUUAUAGAAGACUUAAGGAAUAAACUUAGAAACUCUCAAAGAAAGGAUAGGAGACAAAAAUUAAAAAUUGCAGCAUUAGAGUCUAGUAAAGAAAGACUACCAGCUGAAACUCCAUCUCAAGCAACAAAGAUAAAUAAACUAGUAGAAGGAUUUAAGGUACCUGAAGGAGUUAAAAGACGGCUAGUGUUAGAAGAAGCGCUGUAUUUACAGUUAAAAGAAAACGUACAACAACUGAAAACACAAACUGAAAAACAAAUUGCGGCUAAAAUAAUUAGUGGAAAAAUAUUGAGAAAGCAAUACAUUACCAUUCAAUCAGUAUUGCAGGAAAAAAAGAAACAAUAA
This is a messenger RNA of Psylliodes chrysocephalus, 579 nucleotides long. Lineage: Eukaryota; Metazoa; Arthropoda; Insecta; Coleoptera; Chrysomelidae. The record is from the annotation of a GenBank genome assembly.